AAUCGCUCAUGUCAAGGCGGCUGCCCCCUUUUUCUCCGACCACUUUUUCCCUCUACGAAUCGGCAGUGUUCCCAUCAGGUGCUGUGUGGUAGUUUCUGCCAGAGUCGGACCGAAAAAGAGGCCCCAAAAUACCAGAGGCUUCCCCCGGAGCAGAGCGCUCGCCGAGUGACACAAGUUGCACAGUAACAAAGCCGCCGCAAAAUGUAUCGUUUGCUGGUGCAGAAGGCGCUCGCGAACAAUUCGAAACGACCGUCCGCCCAGCUGUUCGCCGCCAGCCGAUCGUACAGCGGAAGCGCACGAGGAUCCAAUCUGCCACCGUUCCAGGAGGCAGGAUUCGGAAAGGUGCUAGUGGUUCUCUCGCCAAUACUAAUUGGCGGAGGAGUUGUAACGUACGCCAAGUACGAUAAUGAAUUCCGCAAAACCCUCAUCACGAAUGUUCCCGCGCUGGAACCGGUGCUAAAGACGCUGCUGCAGGAGACGAACCCUCUGGAUGAGGUAUCCAAAAAGAUAGACGACAUUAGCAAAACCAUCGGGGAGUAUACGUCCACCAUUACCGGCUUCUUUGGCGGUGGAGAGGAGGAAAAGAAGCAGGACAAAAAACCUGACUUGCCACCAAUCACCAAGGCUAAAUCGGUUCACGUGCCGGUGCCUUCGCCACCGCUACCAAAACCGGAACCUCUUAACCUCUCCGAAAAGGCACCGGAAGCACCGAAGAAGAAGGAAGCGGCACCGAAAGUCGUUCCCACCCCGGCAACAGCUACCAAAGCUGCCGCUGCAGCUUCUACCGCCAGUUCGGCGGCUGCACCUGCUGCCAAAAGUGCACCGAAACCGGUGCCCCUUUCAUCUGCCGGCGAAACAGUACCCAAGUCCAUCGGCGAUCUUGAGCAACAGGUCGAGGUGGCCGCUACGAUUGCCAUCAAGCAGUACGGCCAGGCUGUCGAUGUGCUGAAAGCAUACACGGAGGAGGUCCGCAAGGUGGUGGACGAAUCGGUCGACAAGCUGGACACGACCAGCUGGACCAAGCUGCGCAAUCGCACCAGUGCGCGUGAUACCGCGCUAGAGGCGGCGGAAAAUGCGGCCGAUCAAGCGAAGGCAAACAUCGAGAAGCUGCACGCGCUGCUGAACAGCCGCGAGAUCAAGUGUUCGGACGAGCUGAAGGACAAGGCAAGGCAGAACAUUGCCGCCUACCUGGAGCAUCUGAAGAAGGCCAGGGAGGAAGUGUACGAGGCGCGCGAUCUUGCCUCGCUCGGUGAGAAGUACUGGAAGCGCGUUGAGGCGGCGCGCAACUACUUUGUCGACGAGAUGGAAUCCCUGUUCCCGGGCAUUAACUUGUCCGAGCGCAAGCUAAACCUGUCGAAGGACGAGCUGGACCUGUUCAUACUCCACGCCUACACGCAGGUGAUCGCACACCAGAAGGAGCUGCAGAAGCUGCAAAUCGAGGGUGACCAAAGCUUGCGCCGCGCGCUAGAGGCCGUACGUGGGUCGGACCAGAGCGUGGAGGUGAAGUCCCGGCUGGAGUAUGAGAUGGCGAAGGAAACGCUAAGGCUCAACCUGCUCAACCAGAAAAAGCUGCUGCGUACGCGGGCCGAGCUGGAGCAGCAGAUGCGCGAGCAGAUGAAGCGCCAGACGGAGGCACACAUCGACCAUCUGAAGGAUGCGCUCACGCAGAAGGAGGUGGAGAUGAAGCGAAAGUUUCAGCGCGAGCUGGACGAGAAGAUUACGACGGAGCAGGCCAGCUACAAGCUGCAGCUGGCGGCCAUGCUGGGCAAGCUGAAGGGUAUCCACAAUGCAUUGGUCGAGAUUGAUACCGAAAUGGAAGAGCAUGCGGAUGCGGAGAAAAGCGCACACCAAGCACAAGCACUCUGGGGUGCCUGUCAAUCGCUGUGGUCUUCGAUUCGCGCUGGCCAACCGGGAAAAUCGUGGCGCGAACAGCUGCGCCCGCUCAAGGAUGAAAUUGCGGCCGUUGCACGCUCCGCGGAAGGUGACGAGCUGGUGACCGUCGUGUUGAAGGGGCUGCCCGAAACAGCUGUCAAGCGUGGUGUCUAUCCGGAGGAUGCGUUACGCGAACGUUUCCUCAAGGUGGAGGAAGUUUCGCGCCGGUUGGCCCUCAUUCCCGCCGGAGGUGCCCGACUGCCGAUGUAUGUGUUAUCCUACCUGCAGGCCGCCCUUAUCGCACGACCCGAUAAGCCGAUCUCGCAAGACGAGCUCGAGAACAAACCGUUCGACUUUAGCAAGCUGGACACGUACGACAUUUUGAACCGCGCCCGGUACUGGCUCGAUCGGGGCGAUCUGGUAAAGACGGUGCAGUACGUGAAUCUGCUCCAAGGUGCUCCACGUAAGGCCGCGCUCGAGUGGUUGAACGAGGCGCGAUUGCUGCUGGAAACGCAACAAGCGGCCAGUACGCUGAUGGCGCAUGCCGCCGCCAGCGGUGUCCGAUUCCUGUGAGAUGCGACUGAUUCGUAUUAAACUUAACACACUUGGUCUGCUGAUUGGUAUGAUUGGAAGGGAAAUGCUCCUGCCCCCCCCGCCAGAAACCACCUGCCAGCAUAGCUGUUAACACAGCUGCGUUGUGUGCGCUGUGCAGAAACAAAAUGUUUGUAUCCGCUACAGUGCGCUGUUUGUUGUGUGUUUUUGUGUCCAUUUCGCUUUAGUUUUGUUGUCGGGGGUUGUAGUGCGUUGCAGCUACACUACAAAAGAUGCAAAAGAAAAAGGAAACAGCCACAUUCGGGUAUCAAAUAACGUAGAAGAGAACAGGCAUCAAGUAUUGUUAAAGACGUAUAUUUCCGUUUUCCUUCCCAUCGCUUGGUUCCUAGGUUGAUUUUAAUUGUGUUCCAUGUAAAGCUGGUGAUUUAGAAGCGAGUAACUGCUGGCAUAACAAUGAUGGAACCGUAUUUCAGCAAUCGGCGAUGAUGAGCUUUAGGACCGUAUGGACAGAGCAAGAGAAUUAUUUAAUAAAGUCAGUCAUUUCACAUGGAAA
Messenger RNA from Anopheles stephensi (Asian malaria mosquito), 2977 nucleotides. Its product is annotated as MICOS complex subunit Mic60. Bases 202 to 2445 code for a protein of 747 amino acids. Gene Ontology annotation, cellular component: MICOS complex. Gene Ontology annotation, biological process: cristae formation. The transcript is spliced from 6 exons. Lineage: Eukaryota; Metazoa; Arthropoda; Insecta; Diptera; Culicidae. The record is from RefSeq and is a predicted model, not a curated record.